Messenger RNA from Cololabis saira (Pacific saury), 2263 nucleotides. It is a transcript of the gene mettl25, whose product is annotated as methyltransferase like 25. The coding region runs from base 44 to 1819 and encodes 591 amino acids. NCBI's taxonomy places the organism in Eukaryota, Metazoa, Chordata, Actinopteri, Beloniformes, Belonidae. The record is from RefSeq and is a predicted model, not a curated record. The transcript is spliced from 12 exons.
CACACAUGCCCGCUUAGGUCUUCUCAAAAGCGUGUUUUUCGACAUGAAAUCCCGUUCGCACAGCCUGGAAAACAUCCAGCGACAGAUAGAUGAAGUUAAGCAGUUUCUCUCCGUCACCCUGAGCAUCUCUAACGCGCACACGGUGGAGUUUUUCACCCACGACGUGUGGAAACGGUUCACGGCGGUGUCGCCGCAGGAGGUGCUGCGCGCAUGCGCAGAGCAGCAGAGGGAGCCAGAGAGCAGCUGCGCCUGCGCAGACCAGCAGAGGGCGCCAGAGCCCGCAGAGCGCUGCAGGACUGCGUUUGGCUUUUCCGUUGAUUCGAAGCAGCUGGUCGAUACCCUUGAACUGAUCCGGGCGGCCAAGGCCCGCUCUCUGCCGGGCCUGGGGGCGUGUCUGGGCCGGGAUGAGCUACUGCAGCAGCUCCGGAGGACGGAGCUCGGGCCUGGCGCGGCACCAGCGGACAUCGGCGGAGAGCUGGAGGCGGACGAGUUCAUGAACCCCAAGAAGUCCCACGAAGUCCAGUCCAUGUCCGAGGUGGUGGCGCGCCUGGCCGAGCACUGCGGGGUCAGCCAGGUGGUGGACGUCGGGUCGGGGAAGGGCUACCUGAGCUCCUUCCUGUCCCUGCGGUUCGGCCUACGCGUCUACGGCAUCGACUCCUCCAGCACCAACACCCACGGCGCGCAGGAGCGGAACAGGAAGCUGAAGAAGUUCUCGCGGGCGUACCAGAGACGCGCCAAGGCGGACGCCGCACGUCCACCUCAGGAGGACCUGGGUCCGGUAGAACCCGACCCGGAUGGAGACCUGGUUCCUGCCGGGCCCCGGGAGGAGGAGGAGGAGGAGGAGGGAGAGGCGUCGACCGACCCGGCGGUGGAGAGGCGGUCGGAGCCGAAUCCGGAGACGGAGGAGCUCUUCCUCAGCGCCAUGUCGGCCGACCUGGUGGAGGCCGCGCCCCCCAGGAUCCCGCCGGGCCGCCUGAGUGAAGAAGAGAGGGAGCGGAGGAAGAGGGAGAACCUGGACAGGAAGUCCCGGAGCCGGGCCGCCGGAACCGGCGCCGUCUUUUCACCGCUCACGUCUUACGUCACCGCGGAGACAGAGCUGCGGGAGCUGAUCACCGAGCUGGAGGACGCCGUCCUGGUCGGUCUGCACACGUGCGGUAACUUGGCUCCGAGCACCUUGAGGAUGUUCGUGUCCAAACCGGAGCUGACGGCCGUCUGCAGCGUCGGCUGCUGCUACCACCUGCUGACGGAGGAGUUCGACCCGGCCGCCGACGGGUGUUUGCUCGGCGCCUGCGGGUUCCCCCUGAGCCGGUACCUGCAACGGCAGUCCUGGUUCUGCGGCAGAAACGCCAGGAUGUCGGCAUGUUUGGCGCUGGAGAGAGUUGCGGUCGGCCAGGGGAUCCAGAUGGAGUCCCUGUUCUUCAGGGCCGUCCUGCACGUCAUCCUGAGCGAGCGCUACGGCGGGUACAAGAGCGAGAGGCGAGUGGGGAACGUUUACUCCAAGUCGACGUCGUUCGUGGACUACGUCCGCCGAGCGCUGCAGCGCCUGGAGCUGGACGACGAAAAGCUCUCCGACAGCGACAUCCAGGCCUUCCACGACACAUACGCCGCCCGGAAGGACGAGAUGCACGCCUUCAACAUGCUGAAGGUGAUCCUCGCCCCCUGCAUCGAAGGACUGAUCCUCCUGGAUCGCCUCUGCUACCUGAAGGAGCAGGAGGACGUCUCCUUCUCCGGACUGGUGCAGCUCUUCGACCCCGUGCUGUCGCCGAGAUGUUUCGCUGUCGUCGGCCUCAAAGGUCAGACGAGGCCAAGAACCAGCUGACGAAGCACUUCCAACGUCUCGUCGCUCUGACGCAGGAGUCGUCCUUGUUUCUACUGUCUGAAAGUGGUUGUACGAUGUUCUCGUCCCUCCGGCUUGUUUUCAGUCACAUGUGUGAUUUUAUCUUCCCACAAGCGUCCGGUCGGCUCAUCGCUGACGUCACUUUUGAUUUAUGGACUCGGACAGUUUCUGCUGGAAAAUAUUUCUGCAUCUCUGAGAACGACGGCUCGAUACACCUGGAAAUGCUGUUUUAAAUUAUAUUUAUUGCAUUUUAUUUUUUUGUCUUGAUUUUUUUUGUUUUUUUAAGGAGCCUUCAGGGAGCCGGGUCUAUUGUGGGGCGAACGGAGACUCAGAGCGUCUGGAAAGUCAAUUUCUAAUCUCAAAAGGAGAAGAAGAAGAACAAACCGGCAUAUCUAUUAUCUAAUCUUUUCUCCUGUUUAGUGUUGC